GCUAAAGUACGGAAUAAAUAUUCUUGAAAUUGGCGUUUAUAUAAUUAGGAGCCUGGAAAAGGACAUAAAGUAGUUUUCAUCAUGGUAAAAACUAAACUUUCCGUGGGGUUUGAGAAAAACCUGUAGUCUUUUGUAAGUGGUGCUAAAUUCGCGCGGGCGAAUCUGCGGGUAAAAGCUAUAUAGUACAAUAAUGACAACUUCCGACUAUUUGACAUUGACGGACAUGACAAAAUCAUGUUUAGUCAAGUCAGUGUCAAAGUUGCAAACAAAUCGGGAAUGGGAUCUUUCCAUUUGAAUUAAUCCUUCUUUCGUAAAAUAUUUACUUUCGUGUACUUACUAUAUUGUUCAACAUUCGAAAAAGAAAAGCAGUUAUAAGGUGUUGUCAACAUGAAGCUACCAAAGUCGCUCUGGAUGCUGACACCUUCCACUCGGCGGAAGUUAGGCCGAAAUGUCAGCACAUGGUCUCCAUUGGCCACUGCCUUUAAUACAAGACCCAGCACAAGACCAAUAUUUGAUAAUUUGAGAGAAAGAACAGGUCUCUUCAACAAACCAGAGCUCACUAGUUUCGAAGGUUUUUAUACUCUCAAAGAGCAGGCCAUUGCUGCCACUGACCGCUUGAUAGAAGAGGCUACUACUAACCCCACCAGGCCUAUGGUUGAGAUUUUCGACGAACUCUCCGACACACUGUGCAAAGUAGCCGAUCUAGCAGAGUUUGUGAGAAUAGCCCACCCCCAAUCGCACUUUGCGAAUGCUGCAGAGGAUGCGUGUAUUAGCGUCAGCGGUGUGGUCGAGAAGUUGAAUACUGAUAAACGUCUAUAUGAAGCUUUGAGAGAUUCAGUGAAGCAAGGUACCUGUGGUGAUCGGCAUUUAGCAGAAUUGUUCCUGUUUGAUUUCGAACAAAGCGGCAUUCAGCUUGAGGACGGGAAGAGGAGACGUGUGGUGACGCUGAAUGACGUCAUCUUGCAGACGGGACAGAGGUUCAUGGCGGGCGCGGCCAAGCCCAGGAGGGUACCGAGGGCCGCAGUUCCCGCCAACGUUAGGCAGUUUUUCAGCACAGAAGGUGAUGAUAUAAUCGUGAGCGGCGUGUACGCUGAAUGCGGCGAGGCGGCCGCUAGAGAGGCGGCCUACAGACUAUAUUUAGCUCCGGACCAGAGACAAGACGAGCUUUUAACCACCACUCUGGAUGCGAGGCAUGAGAUGGCUUCCAUCUGCGGUUUCCAGUGCUAUGCCGAUAGAGCGAUAAACGCAAGUACAAUGGAAACGGCUUCCAACGUCCGCCAAUUCCUCGACUUACUAUCUGAUAAAUUGCACGACCGCGCCCGUGUCGACUUCGACGCCAUGCUGGCCAUGAAGAAGAAGGAAACUCCCUAUAUGGACAAACUAAUGUGCUGGGACACACCGUACUUUACUCAUAAAGCGAAGACCCAGUUACUGAAUGUGGCGAACUCGGAUUUCAGCCCUUAUUUCUCGCUCGGCGGCUGCAUGGAAGGGUUGAAUAUGCUGUGCCAAGAGCUGUACGGCAUUACUUUGAAGUCUGAGGAAAUGUUGCCAGGUGAAUCCUGGUCCCCGGACGUGUACAAGCUGGCCGUGGUACACGAGACGGAAGGUCUACUCGGCCACAUCUACUGCGACCUGUACGAGAGGCCGGGCAAACCCCACCAGGACUGCCACUUCACUAUACAGGGCGGGAAGCUGCUGCCUGAUGGCACUUAUCAGAACCCAAUCGUGGUGGUGAUGCUGUCCCUGUGCGGAGGCCACCGUUCAGGCCCGGCGCUCCUGCCCCCCGGCGCGGUGGACAACCUGUUCCACGAGGCGGGGCACGCGCUGCACUCCAUGCUGGGCCGCGCGCGCCACCAGCACGUGGCCGGCACCCGCUGCCCCACCGACCUGGCUGAAGUGCCCAGUGUGCUGAUGGAGUACUUCGCUAGCAGUCCUCAGGUGGUGCGUCGCUUCGCGCGGCACUUCCAGACGCGCGCGCCCAUGCCCGAGGACAUGCUCCAGCGGCUGUGCGCCUCCAAGUACCUGUUCGGGGCCAGCGAGAUGCAGCUGCAGGUGUUCUACUCGGCGCUGGACCAGCGUUACCACGGGCCGGACGCGUCGUGCGGCGGCCGGACCACGGCCGUGCUGCAAGAUGUACAGAAACAGUACUACGGCCUGCCGUACGUUGAGAACACGGCGUGGCAGCACCGCUUCAGCCACCUGAUAGGCUACGGCGCGAAGUACUACUCUUAUCUGAUAUCGCGCGCCGCCGCCUGGAGCGCCUGGAGCGCGCACUUCCGGCGGGAGCCGCUGUCGCGGGGCGCGGGGGACGGGCUGCGGGCGGGGCUGCUGCGGCACGGGGGCGCGGUCCCGCCGCAGAAACUACUCAGAAAUUAUCUGGAUAUGGAAAUAACUCCCAACACGCUGGCCAACGCGUUGGCCGACGAGUUGGAUUACCACAAGGAUCACCUAGACACAGUGUUCAAAAUUACCGACAAAUGAACUGGACUUGUUGAUUGAAAGAUCUGUGAAUAGUUAGAACUUGUUGAUAAUUCUAUGAAUCUAGUGUAGUGUAUAAUGGUGCUUUUAGAUGAAUUUAUCUGUGCGAUUUCAAUUUUGUUUAUGGUUCGCUGACCAUUGACAAAUGGCGUAGGUAUAUUUUUUUUGAUAACAAUAUUUUCUGCGAUUUUUAUUUUAUUCAGAAUUUACAGUGGACACAAAUAUAAGCGGAAUAUAUCACAGGUUGAGCAAAUCAUACCUCUACGCUGAAUCAGACAGCGGAUUUCGCUUUUUACCAUUUUUAAGACAAUAAUUUAUGCUAUGUUAUUGUCUUAAAAAUGGUGGCAGUUCUCAUUAACUUAUUUCCUUCCAAUUCACUAUGUAUGUGUAUAUAAUAUCUAGGUACUUUCGAUGUAAAUAUUUUAAUGUUUAUAUGAAAUGAAUGGUCGAAAACAUGGUGUCUAUUUGUUUAAUUUUCAUUUCAUCUGUACGGUUUUUCUUUCUACAUACUGUUAAAUAAAUAUAUUAUUUUUUUCUUAAACGUAAAUACUGCAAGACAAAAGACAAAACUUUAAACUCUUGUUGUAAAAUCACUCGCUUUGUAAACGUGAUUUGUAGUAUUAAUAAAGUGAUGAAGGUUGUCCUAAAAAUGUACAUUGUUAUUUAUUUGAUUAUUAUUUUGAAUGAAGUUGA
Messenger RNA from Amyelois transitella, 3171 nucleotides. RefSeq names its product mitochondrial intermediate peptidase. Gene Ontology annotation, biological process: peptide metabolic process. The record is from RefSeq and is a predicted model, not a curated record. Gene Ontology annotation, molecular function: metalloendopeptidase activity. The transcript has 12 exons. The coding region runs from base 388 to 2481 and encodes 697 amino acids. Lineage: Eukaryota; Metazoa; Arthropoda; Insecta; Lepidoptera; Pyralidae. Gene Ontology annotation, cellular component: mitochondrion.